Molecule: messenger RNA, 672 nt
Organism: Aspergillus campestris IBT 28561
Lineage: Eukaryota; Fungi; Ascomycota; Eurotiomycetes; Eurotiales; Aspergillaceae
Exons: 1
Coding region: 1-672 (223 amino acids)
Source: RefSeq, a predicted model, not a curated record
AUGCAAGCCAACCUCAUAAUCACCCUCGUGGUCGUCAUCGCAGUGUGUACAACCGGGGUGACCUGGCUCAUCUACUUACGCUGUCGCCAUGAACUCCGCCGAGACCUGACCCUCAUCCGCUGGCAGUCUCGCAGAAACGCAAUUGAAUUUGGAUCACUGCGACAUGAUAGACAGAGUCGGGAGGUACGGAUCGUCGAGGAAGGUCACGGUCAGCGUGUACAGUCAUCCAACGACAGACCGAAGACUAGCAAGGGCUCGAAAGGAGGGAAGGGUAAAGGCAAGAAUAAGGGCAAAGGCAGGAAUAAGAACGAGCAACGAACGGGCAAUGACACUACACCAGCGGAGAACUCGAAUGACGGGGGAUGGACGGCCCAGGAUGCGUUUGCUCCUGGCUCUUCGGUCUCUGAGCCUGCCGCGUCGAGUACGAGUCCACCCCGUCCGUCAACAUACGAUCAGAACCGUCCAUCUCCGGACAAUCAGAGUUCGAAUUGGCAGCAGGAGACACAAAACGAAUGGUCUACGGGGGACAAUGACUCUGGGAACCAGGAGCAACAGGCACAGAUGGACAGCGAAUGGAGCAGUGAUGGGCCGAUGCAUGGAAUAAUUCUGGCGGGGACCCUAGCGGAAGCAGUCAACCAUGGUCCAGCGAUAAUUCAGAUGCCAUGGCUGUAG